CUUCUCUUUUGGAUAGAAGGUCUCUCUCCCACUCUGCUCUCUCCUCUCUUUGGCUUUCUACCCCCCAAGGCAAAAUCAUUAAGCCAUGUCCUGCCCAUGAGAGAUCCAUGGAAAGACACGGAAAGUGGAACAAAGAACAAGGUGAAAGGUGAUCGAAAGAGUGGUCUCUCUUCUCUAUCCAUCCAUGAUUUCCAAGAUCAGGUAUUAUCGAACCUCUUCUUUAGCACUGUAAGCUAAUACAACUCCAGUAUUGGCUUCAUCAGAGCAUCCUCUUAAAGCCACUGCCUUUGACUCCUAUCUCUUCUUCUUCUUCGUCACUCCUAUAUCUUCCCUUUCUUUGCUUGUAUACUAUCGAAACAUGGAUUCAACUAACAGCGGGAGCAUCCAGUCUUCAAACACCGGUGAGAACGAAGAGUACGACUCUCGAGGUGAGUCCAUCUCCUCCUUCAACCUCCCACCACCACAUCCAUCACCGUCACCAACAACUGCUACUACUUUCCAACACGAACGCCCUUCAUCCUCCUUCAUCUUUGAUCCACUAUCCCCGUACCUCACCUCCUUCCCCUUCCCACCUCCGGAGUCCAAUUCUCUCAGCCUCGACUCUACAUGGCUUAAAAGAAUCCAACCAUAUUCCGCUUGCACCACCCUGGGCGCCAUGACGGCCACUCGCUCCUCAGUAUCAUCAUCAGCGAGUCCCUCCUCGGUGCAACCACCCGCGCAAGCUGAUCGCUCUUCCGCCGCCCCACGAGGCGCCAAGAAGCGGUCGAGGGCGUCGAGGCGAGCCCCGACCACUGUCCUCACCACAGACACUUCCAACUUCCGCGCGAUGGUGCAACAGUUCACUGGCCUACCGACACCGCCCUUCACUUCCUCCCACUUUCCCCGCCCUCGGCUUGACCUCUACAACAUGGGGGCCGCCGCGAUUCCCCCUUAUCUCCUUAGGCCCUCUGCCCAAAAAAUCCCAUCUGCUUCCUUCCUUCCCAUGACUACUACUUCCACCUCUUCCGCUUCACUUCUUGAUCAUGCUAUUGCUUCUAUUUCUGGGAACACCAUUGUCAGCAUAAACAUGCCCAUUAGAACUACUGAAACAAGUUCUCCAAUUGGUGCUACUCCAAGCUCCACCGAGAAGUGCCAAUUGUCACUCUUCGGUGCUCAGUAUCCAAGCACACUCGACAUGCAAAGCGCAAAUUUUAUCUCCCAACCCCUUCUCCAAUCUCAGACCGCUCCCGAGUACAACUCACACUCCUUGGGCUACGCCUUUGGAGGCCUCGGGAGCCUGCUCGCCACCGAAGGCAUGAACUUGAGCCAUGAUACCGAUGUUCUAUCCGGUUGGGCUAAUGAAUCAGGACAGGAGAAUGCGGAACCAGCUCGAUCAAAGACAAUCAUCAGAAACUACGGCAAUCCGAGAUAGCUGAACCCAUGCAGGAAAGAGAUCUGCAAGCGUCGCCAGCGGAUUCGUAGAUUCUUUCCCUAGGUGUUCCAGUUCGCAAUAUGUGUAGAGCAAGUGUCAGCAAAAAGAAGGUGAAGUGCCUCAUCCAUCAUCAUCAUCGUCAGUGCAUGGUAACCAUAUAUAUCAAUCAACACACUUUCUUCCUAAUCCGAACAUGGUUUCUCGUCCUCGUUUUGCUCACUGUGAUUCUGAAAGAGCUCUGCUCACUCAAAUCUGGAUCAAGCUAGGGUUAUCCCCAAACUCCUGGGUUUACUGUGAACCCUGGGAAACUGGCUUCAUUUAAGACGAACUGCAAUGUUGUUUGAGAUGUUUUCA
This is a messenger RNA of Musa acuminata AAA Group (dessert banana), 1765 nucleotides long. Its product is annotated as flocculation protein FLO11-like. The coding region runs from base 359 to 1411 and encodes 350 amino acids. The transcript has a single exon. The record is from RefSeq and is a predicted model, not a curated record. Lineage: Eukaryota; Viridiplantae; Streptophyta; Magnoliopsida; Zingiberales; Musaceae.